UACCCCCACCCCACCCCACCCCACCAUCUCCCGCGACACGCGAAAACACCACCAGCCGCGCCGCGGCGGGGAAUUUGCCCGGCCGUGAUGGAGUCGGAGGGGCAGGACAGGCCGCCGGGCGAGCGGGACGCGCACGCGCACGCCGGCGGGGUGGCUGAGCCGGGGGCGAUGGUGCCGGUGCCGGUGCGCGGGGGGUACAUGGUGGUGCCCAAGCCGGAGCCGGUGGAGCUCUUCGGGGCCGGCGGGGGCGGGAUGGUGGUGCGCAAGCCGCCGCCCAGGAACCGGGACCGGCACACCAAGGUCGAGGGCCGCGGCCGCCGGAUCCGCAUGCCGGCCGCCUGCGCCGCCAGGAUCUUCCAGCUCACCCGCGAGCUAGGGCACAAGUCGGACGGCGAGACCGUGCGCUGGCUGCUGCAGCAGUCCGAGCCGGCCAUAGUCGCCGCCACGGGGACCGGCACCGUGCCCGCCAUCGCCACCACCGUCGACGGCGUGCUCCGGAUCCCCACCCAGUCCUCCUCCUCCGCCUCCUCCGCCGUCGUCGACGACGAGGCCUCCGCCAAGCGCCGCCGCAAGCUGCAGCCCACGCGCGCCGCCGGCCCGCUCGCCACCGUGCCGCCCACCGCCGCCUACUACUCCGUCCUCGCCGACCCCCUCCUGCAGGGCGGCGCCGGGGGCGCGGCCAUUUCCGUCGCCAGCGGCCUCGCUCCCAUCGGCGGCCAGCAGGGCCUCGUCCCCGUCUUCGCCGUGCCGUCCGCCGCUGCGGCCGCCGGAGGCAACCACAUGAUCCCGCAGGCCACCGCCGUGUGGAUGGUCCCGCAGCCGGCCGGCGCCCCCAACCAGCCCACCCAGUACUGGGCUUUCCAGUCCGCGCCACAGCUCAUCAACCUCGCCGGCGCGCAGACCAUGCCGGCUGGAGCUGUCUUCCCCAACGUUGCCGCCGACUACCAUCAACAGCGGCAGUCUGCCUCUACCGUGGUCCAGAACACCAACUCGGACCACCAGCAGUUCAGCCACCAUCUCACCGGCGCCGAGUCGCACGAGCAGCAGCGCCGUGACCACCACCCGGAGGAGGACGACGCCGAUGACGACGACGAGCCAGUCUCCGACUCCAGCCCAGAAGACUAACGAAGCAGAGCAAAGCCACGAAAGCACUCCACUGCACGCACUGCAGCCAAAAGUCAAUCCAAAGAAGAAACCUUAGGUUCUAUUCUAGUGAAAUAUUUAUUCUCCGAUUAUGUAUUAGUCAGUAAUGAUACCACUGUUGCCCCUACGGAGUGUUUUUUUGGUACCAUGACUACUGUUGGUUGUCCCUAAUUAUUCUUGACCUUCAAUCAAUAAGAACACGAAACAUGGAGAAAAAUUUGAGCUUU
Triticum urartu is the source of this 1370-nucleotide messenger RNA. Its product is annotated as transcription factor PCF2. Gene Ontology annotation, cellular component: nucleus. Gene Ontology annotation, molecular function: sequence-specific DNA binding; DNA-binding transcription factor activity. The record is from RefSeq and is a predicted model, not a curated record. Lineage: Eukaryota; Viridiplantae; Streptophyta; Magnoliopsida; Poales; Poaceae.